Cryptomeria japonica (Japanese cedar) is the source of this 1315-nucleotide messenger RNA. RefSeq lists its product as uncharacterized. The coding region runs from base 383 to 1156 and encodes 257 amino acids. The transcript has a single exon. The record is from RefSeq and is a predicted model, not a curated record. Lineage: Eukaryota; Viridiplantae; Streptophyta; Pinopsida; Cupressales; Cupressaceae.
UUUGAACUUUCUCCCUCUUCUUGUCUUUUGUUUGUCAUUGAGUACGUACAUUGAUGAACUAACAAACAUGUAUUUCCAGACUGUGAUUGUCCCCGGAGUCCUGAGUUUUCAAUUCAGAAAAGCUCAUAAUUGUUAUCUUUAAUUAGUUAGUGGAGGAGGCAGAGGCAAUGACUGGUCUAUUUGAGCAGGACCCACAAGAGGAUUAACAUUUAAAAUACUUGGAAUGUGAGCGGAAGUGAAAGAAAUUUUUUGUCUGAACAAAUACAUCCUCAAAUUCAUUAUCUGUCAGAGAGAAGAGACAGAGGAACAAACAUGGGAUUUGUUUGUUUGUUCUGAAUGAAAGACAAGUUUCUGUAAUGAUAGGAAGAUAAUUUGGUGUAAUAUGGAGGAAAAACCAAGUGGGUUUUCUCAAUGGGGGGCUUUUCUCAGGCCUUCUAGGCGUUCUAGUUACAUCAAAUCCAGGCAGAUCAGUUCAGGAGGAGAUGAAGAAGCAAAAGCCCAGAGUAGUGAUGGAAGUACAGAGAAAGAGAAAUCAAAAGCUCAGAUUGAAAUGCUGCUUUCAAAGGCAGGGCGGCGCAUUGCGUCUGCUGUGAAAGGGCUUGUGAAGCGUGUGGAAAACAGUAGGGGAGUAGAAAGUAUUAAGGAUUUUCUCUUGGGGGGCUACCAUAGACUUUCUAAGCCUUCUUCCUUUCAUUUAUUCUCUUGCAUGGAGAAUCCCAAGAAAGGUUUCAGACAUUGUGACCCCAAUUUCUGUAAUGACAGUGAUGGGUUUUAUGCCUGGAGCACAGAUCAAGAAGAAGACAUGAAAAUGUCUGCAAAUUGCACACCCAAAAAGGAUCUUGCCCAGAAUUUUCAACUGUCAGGCAAUAUACAGGGGAAUUGCAACUUUCUUAAAGUGAAAUCUGAUCAUGAGGACAGAAGAAACAAGUUGAAAAAGGUUGCAGAGGAGAAAGAAAAAUGUUCUGCCAGAUUGAGAGCAGAGGCGUAUAAGAAGAUGGAGAAAAAGCUCAAGGAAAUUGUGGUUUUGGACAACAACAGUGUGGAAGAUGUGUUGGACAUUGAGGAAUUCCUGCAUUGUUAUUCCAGACUCACUUGCCCCUUCUACAUCGACAUGGUUAACCGGUUUUUUCUUGACAUUUCUAGUGAUUUUGAUUGAUUGUAAUAUGGGUCUAUGAAAUACAUGUAAUGCAUUCAGAAUUUGCUCUCAAGUUUGAUCAGAUUAGCUUUGGUGGACAAUUGUACAGGUGAUAUUGUGUUCAAAUUGUCUGAGUUUUAUCAAAGUUAGUUCUAAUAAAUGACAUUGUAUGGACUCAAA